AUGCCCACCUCACUCUCUCUUUACUUCACUACCUCUCUCUUUAUUUCACUACCUCUCUCUCUUCCUCUUUAUCCCUCUCUCUUUAUUUCACUACCUCUCUCUUCUUCAUUAUCACUCUCUCUCUCUCUUAUUUCACUACCUCUCUCUCUCUAUUUAUCACACUCUCUUUUUAUUUCAUUGUUUCUCUUUACUUCACUACAUCUCUCUCUCUCUAUUUCACUACCUCUCUCUUUAUUUCACCAACAGGAAGAUUCCUCUUUAUCAAUCUCUCUCUCUCUUUAUUUAUUUACCUCUCUCUUUCUAUUUAUCACUCUCUCUCUUUUAUUUCAUUGUCUCUCUCUUUUUUCACUACCUCUCUCUUUCCUUUUAUCCCUCUCUUUUCAUUUCACUACCUCUCUCUUCUUUUUUAUCCUCUCUCUUCUUAUUUCACUUGAUCUCUCUCUAUUUAUCACACUCUCUUUUUAUUUCAUUGUUUCUCUUUACUUCACUACAUCUCUCUCUCUCUAUUUCACUACCUCUCUCUUUAUUUCACCAACACUCUCUCUUCCUCUUUAUCAAUCUCUCUCUCUCUUUAUUUAUUUACCUCUCUCUUUCUAUUUAUCACUCUCUCUCUUUUUAUUUCAUUGUCUCUCUCUUUAUUUCACUAUCUCUCUAUUUCUGUUUAUUACUCUCACUCUCUAUUUUACUAUUCCCCACUCUUUGUCUUUAUCUCUCUCUCUCUCUCUGUUUAUUUCACUACCUCUCUCUUUCUAUUUAUCAUUCUCACUCUCUAAUUUAUUUCAUACCUCUCUUUCUGUAUUUCACUGCCUCUCCAUCUCUUUAUUUCACACUCUCUCAAUGUAUUUCACUAUCUCUCUCUUUCUAUUUAUUACUCUCACCCUCUCUUAA
Messenger RNA from Acanthosepion pharaonis, 888 nucleotides. NCBI's taxonomy places the organism in Eukaryota, Metazoa, Mollusca, Cephalopoda, Sepiida, Sepiidae. The record is from the annotation of a GenBank genome assembly.